AUGACAACGCUUUUCUUUCUUUCUUUUUACUUUUGUCCUUUCUUUCUUCACUCAUUUCCUUCCCUCUUUCUUUCUUUCUUUUUUGCUUUCUUUUUCUUUCUUUCUUUCUCUUUCUUUCAACAUUUGUCUUUCUUUCGUUCUUUCUGUCUUUCGUUUACUCUUUCUUUCUUUCUUUAUCCCUUUCGUUUGGACUUUCUUUCUUUUAGGCUUUCUUUCUUUCAUCCUUUCUUUCUCACACUAUUUCAUUUAACCUUUCUUUUUCCCUUUCUUUCUUUGCUCAUUAUCACUUAUCUCUUUCGUUCUUUCUGUCUUUCUUUCGACUUUCUUUGGUUCCCUUUUCUUUUUGCCCUUUCUUUCUUUGUUCAUUGUCACUUAUCUCUUUAUUUCUUUCGUUCUUUCUAUCUUUCUUUCGACUUACUUUCGUUCGUUCUUCCUGUGCCUUUCUUUCUUUUGCCCUUUCUUUCAUCCUUUCACUAUUUCUUUCUCCUUUUCUUUUUUUCUUCUUUUCUAUCUUUCAUCUCGAAACUUCUAUCUUCUUUCGGUCUCACUGCUUUUUCAACGAUUCUCUUUCUUUCUUUACUUAUUACUGUUUCUUUCUUUCGCUAUCAAUUAUUUUCUUUCCUUCUUUGUCAUAUAUUUAUUUCUCCGUCCAUCUACGUAUUUCUUUUUGCAGUCUCGUUGCUCUUUCUUUCUUUCUUUCUUUCUUUCUUUCUUUCUUUCUUGUCCGGAUCAUUUUAUCUUUCAAUAUUUUCUGCUUUGCUCAACAAUCAUUUUCUUUCUAUCUAUGUUUGUCUACUUUCUGUCUUUUAUCUUUCUUUCUUUCUUCCUUUCUUUCUUUCUUUCUUUCUUUCUUUCUUUAUUUCUUUCUUUAUUUCUUUCUUUCUUUCCAAGUUCUUCUAUCUGUCUUUCCUCCCUUCCUUGCUUUCUUUCUUUCUUUCUUUCUUUUGCGAACUUUCAAUCUUUCCUUCUUUUUUUCAACAAUUAAUUUCCUUCUGGCUUUAUUCAAAAAUGUGUUUGUUUAUUUGUUUCUUUCUUUCUUCCUUUCACUUUACUUUUUUCUUCUUUCUUUCUUUAUUCAUUUAUUUAUUUUCGGGAUUUUUUUCAAUGAUUCUUUCUUAA
Acanthosepion pharaonis is the source of this 1119-nucleotide messenger RNA. NCBI's taxonomy places the organism in Eukaryota, Metazoa, Mollusca, Cephalopoda, Sepiida, Sepiidae. The record is from the annotation of a GenBank genome assembly.